Messenger RNA from Ixodes scapularis (black-legged tick), 555 nucleotides. RefSeq lists its product as uncharacterized. The transcript has 2 exons. Lineage: Eukaryota; Metazoa; Arthropoda; Arachnida; Ixodida; Ixodidae. The annotation marks the transcript as partial. The record is from RefSeq and is a predicted model, not a curated record.
CGAGUACGAGAAGCCGCGUGUAAACGUCAACAACGAGAGGCUGCUCCCGAUGCUACACGCGACUGCGAGCGCGCAGCGAAAGCGGCGGCGCGAGCCAAGCAGCACGCGCAGCCCGACGCUCGCUUCAAACGUGACUUCCUGGACCGGAGCUUCGGACACAGCUGCAAGGUGUGUGAUAGACCUUGGUUCGACAACAACCUCACGCGCAUCGGCAACAUCCGUAAGGAAACUCAUCGGACCAACGUACUGUCAGUUCUUUGCAACGAGUUCGCUGACGCCAGCAACGACGACGACGGUAGCGCCGACGGCAAGAGCAAGACUGACUACAACGACUACGUUGUGUGUGCGUCGUGUAAAAACUCGUUGAUCGCGGGUCGAGUCCCUGCGAUGAGCGUGAGUUACGGCUACCGCUACCCAACUCGACCGGACCAUCUACCCGAGUUGAACACGGUGGAAGAACGGCUCAUGGCUCCUCGACUCCCGUUCAUGAGCAUACGACGCUUGACGCAUGGCAACGGACAGUUGCCAUGCUUUUCACGAUGUUUACUGUUAUAG